Molecule: messenger RNA, 2344 nt
Organism: Dicentrarchus labrax (European seabass)
Lineage: Eukaryota; Metazoa; Chordata; Actinopteri; Moronidae
Gene: srp54
Product: signal recognition particle 54
Exons: 17
Coding region: 289-1803 (504 amino acids)
Biological process (GO): SRP-dependent cotranslational protein targeting to membrane; SRP-dependent cotranslational protein targeting to membrane, translocation
Cellular component (GO): cytosol; signal recognition particle, endoplasmic reticulum targeting
Molecular function (GO): GTP binding; 7S RNA binding; GTPase activity
Source: RefSeq, a predicted model, not a curated record
GUGGCAGUAAUGAGUCUCCAGCUGCCGUUAAAUGGACAGAAGAAGAAGUCCGACGACGACGAUGAGAAGUGUUUCCGGGUCAGUUCGGAUUAGAUGACGUUUCUCUGGAGAGUUUCGGUGUUUUCCGUUUGAUCAACGUCACCAACGGUCGGAAGUGUGUGGCUUCCUGCUGUGACUCUCACCUGUCAGCUGAUCUGCUGACUUACUGAGCGCGCUCAGUCGGGGUUUUCCAUCAACACACACACACAGAUUUUGGUGCCAACACACGGAUCCGUUCAGACCGCCAUCAUGGUGUUAGCCGACCUGGGGAGGAAGAUCACCUCUGCGCUGAGGUCACUCAGCAACGCCACCAUCAUCAAUGAGGAGGUGCUCAACGCCAUGUUGAAGGAGGUGUGUGCUGCUCUGCUGGAGGCCGACGUCAACAUCAAACUGGUCAAACAGCUGAGAGAGAACGUCAAGUCUGCCAUAGAUCUGGAGGAAAUGGCUUCAGGUCUGAACAAGAGGAGGAUGAUCCAACACGCCGUCUUCAAGGAGCUCGUCAAGCUGGUGGACCCCGGUGUGAAGGCCUGGACCCCCACCAAAGGAAAGAACAACGUCAUCAUGUUUGUUGGUCUGCAGGGUAGCGGGAAAACUACAACCUGCUCCAAGCUGGCCUAUUAUUACCAGAGGAAAGGUUGGAAGACCUGCCUGAUCUGUGCCGACACUUUCAGAGCUGGUGCCUUCGAUCAGCUGAAACAGAACGCCACCAAAGCCAGAAUCCCGUUCUACGGCAGUUACACAGAGAUGGACCCAGUGGUGAUCGCCGCAGAGGGCGUUGAGAAGUUUAAAGGCGAGAACUUUGAGAUUAUCAUCGUGGACACGAGCGGUCGCCACAAACAGGAAGACUCUCUGUUUGAGGAGAUGCUUCAAGUCUCCAACGCUGUGCAACCAGACAACAUUGUGUACGUGAUGGAUGCAUCGAUCGGUCAGGCCUGUGAGUCUCAGGCCAAAGCCUUUAAGGACAAAGUGGACGUAGCGUCUGUGAUCGUCACCAAACUGGACGGACACGCUAAAGGAGGCGGAGCUCUGAGCGCUGUGGCAGCUACCAGGAGUCCCAUCAUCUUCAUCGGAACCGGAGAACACAUUGACGACUUCGAGCCGUUUAAAACUCAGCCGUUCAUCAGCAAACUGCUGGGAAUGGGAGACAUCGAGGGAUUGAUCGACAGAGUGAACGAGCUGAAACUGGACGACAACGAGGAGCUGAUCGACAAACUGAAACACGGCCAGUUCACCCUCAGAGACAUGUACGAGCAGUUCCAGAACAUCAUGAAGAUGGGACCCUUCGGACAGAUCAUGGGGAUGAUUCCUGGUUUCGGUACAGACUUCAUGAGUAAAGGAAACGAACAGGAAUCAAUGGCCAGACUGAAGAAACUGAUGACCAUCAUGGACAGCAUGAACGACCAGGAACUGGACAAUAAAGACGGAGCGAAGCUGUUCAGUAAGCAGCCCAACAGGAUCCAGAGAGUCGCUCGAGGCUCCGGAGUCGCAACCAGAGACGUCCAGGAGCUGCUGACCCAGUACACCAAGUUCGCCCAGAUGGUGAAGAAGAUGGGGGGCAUCAAAGGACUGUUUAAAGGAGGAGACAUGUCGAAGAACGUGAACCCGUCUCAGAUGGCCAAACUGAACCAGCAGAUGGCCAAAAUGAUGGACCCCCGAGUUCUGCACCACAUGGGUGGUAUGGCGGGUCUUCAGUCGAUGAUGCGUCAGUUCCAGCAGGGAGCCGCCGGCAACAUGAAAGGCAUGAUGGGAUUCAACAACAUGUGACCACCGACCAACCAGCUGCCUUAAAAUAUUAAACUUAAUGAAAGCUCCGCCUCCUGACAGGUACAGGUGGAGAGGGGCGGGGCUUAGAGAGGGAGGGAGAAGGAGAGAGAGAGAGCAGGAAGUGUAGAGAACCAAAAUAAAAGCAGGGUUUCGGUCGUUUCCUCUGCUGCUUUUCACAAGAAAAUAAAAAAUUCUGCUUUUAGAAAAACUGCCAGAAAAAAGUUAAAGGAGCAGUUCGUUGUUACAGGAAGCUUCUUCUUCUGUUCCCUUUUCAAACUAUCCGUCUGCCGGCGCCGGACUGCUCCUUUUAAACGAUGAAGACGACGGUGAGGAGGAAGACGAGCUGGUUGUUUUUGAGCCUCGUUAAUUUAAUUCUGUAUAAGAUGUUUGUGUAUAAGAUUUAAACAAAGCAGAGUCUCAUCCUGAUUGGACGAGGAGACGCCACAUGAUGAUGAUGAUGAUGAUGAUGAAGAUGAAUAUAACAUUAGUUAGUGACAGUAUUUUUGUCAUAUAAUAAACAUUUGUAUUGCACCAUUUUAAA